AGGGCAAAGGGAAUGAUGAUUUGCUCGUAGCCUAUUUUUCCCUCACCCAACAACACAUAAUGUAUAUUCACCUGAAUUGGGAAUUGGAUAAAAGGAAUCAUCCAGCUGAAAAUAUCCAUUACAAAAAGGCACAAAUUCAGCAUUUGGUCAGCAUAUUUUAAUGCAUUGAAGCUGCACUAAUCAGUAUUUUUACAUUAACAAAGAAUCAAAUGACUACAUGUAAUGUGAAAGGUGUCACUCGUAGUUUUUCAGCUAAGUGUUUCAGUUUUAGAGCCCUUAGCUUUGUUUCGGUAUAUACUCAGCGCUCUCAUAGCGGUCGCAGCAGGAGGCUAUAUUCAGUGAUCCAGAAAUCCACCGUCAGGCUGGUGACAAACAAACCAACCAACCAAACCAUAAAUGUAACUCCUUGGUGGAGGUAAUGAGUGUUUUUCUAGUUUUCAACAUGCCAUUUAAAAGACCAUCCUCCCUGAAAAACUUUUGACUAGUCACAAAAAAAGUUACUAAUGUGUUUAAUUUUAAACUAAUUCAUAUAUUCAAGUGCUAGAUAUACAUUUUCUAUGGGUCAUUUUCCCAAAAGAUGAUUUAAAUGCUACUUCAAAUUGACUCAACUAUAUCAGUAAUGUGUGUGUUGUUGGAGAAUAUAACUGCUUCUGUCAUUAAAAAAUCCCAGAUAAAAGAUAUUCUUCUUUUUCUGUUUCCUCAAUGCUCGCUCCCUCUUUUCUGAUGAAUUCUUUUGAUGUGGUUUGUCAAAAUUGCAUUUCAUAGUCAACAGGACUCAGCCAUGGCCUACUCUGGAGAACAUCACAACUGCACCGACGUGGACCAACUGAUGAAGCGCUACUACCUGCCUGUCUCCUACGGCGUCAUCUUCAUCAUAGGCCUGGUGGGCAACGUGACUUCCAUUGGCAUUUACCUGACGAAGCUGCGUCCCUGGAAGAGCAGCAGCAUCAUCAUGGUCAACCUGGCGCUAACCGACCUCCUCUACGUCCUCAGCCUGCCCUUCCUGGUCUACUACUACAGCAACGGUGAUUCGUGGACCCUCGGCAAUUUUAUGUGCCAAGUUGUGCGCAUUGGGUUUCAUUUCAACCUGUAUGGGAGCAUCCUCUCCCUGACGUGUCUCGCAGUUUUCCGCUAUGUGGUGGUGAUCAAUCCUCUGAGGGCAGCACAGGUGCAGCAGAAGAAGUGGGGAAUAAUUGCGUGCUCAGCCGUCUGGCUCAUGACCGCUGCCGAAAUCACACCCAUGUUGACGAUGAUAUCUUGGGAGGUGAGCGUCAACAAGACCUCCUGCUUGGACUUUGCUAGCUCCCUAUCCCCCCACGUGCGGUGGUAUGGCUGGCUGCUUACUGCACUCGGAUUUCUACUUCCUCUAGUGGUGGUAUUCAUAUGUUACAUCGGUGUGGUGAAACAGCUGGCGAAAGGCCCCUCAUCGUCCAGUCCGUGUCGGAUGCGAGCGCGGCGCGUGACCGUGCUCAUCCUGGUGGUGUUUGUGGUGUGUUUCCUGCCAUAUCACUUCUUGCGUGUGUUGCGGAUCGAAAGUCGAUUGAUGAAAGAGACGCCGUGCAUGGUGGUGCGCACUGUGCAUGCAGCGUAUAUUAUCUCCAGGCCUCUGGCUGGACUCAACACGUUCUUUAACCUGGCUCUGUACACUCUUUCAGGUGAUAAGUUCAGGAGGGCCUUCAUCAGCACUUUUUACUGUGAAUACUGGCUGACCAAGGUCAGGUCAGUGCUCCACCUGGCCAUCAUAAACCAGGCAGGCUGUCACAUGCCGGCUGCAUGACUGUCCAACACCUGAGUGUCC
Cottoperca gobio is the source of this 1798-nucleotide messenger RNA. RefSeq names its product 2-oxoglutarate receptor 1-like. The transcript has a single exon. The record is from RefSeq and is a predicted model, not a curated record. The coding region runs from base 737 to 1777 and encodes 346 amino acids. NCBI's taxonomy places the organism in Eukaryota, Metazoa, Chordata, Actinopteri, Perciformes, Bovichtidae. Gene Ontology annotation, cellular component: plasma membrane. Gene Ontology annotation, biological process: G protein-coupled receptor signaling pathway. Gene Ontology annotation, molecular function: G protein-coupled receptor activity.